This is a messenger RNA of Ectocarpus sp. CCAP 1310/34, 1065 nucleotides long. NCBI's taxonomy places the organism in Eukaryota, Phaeophyceae, Ectocarpales, Ectocarpaceae. The record is from the annotation of a GenBank genome assembly.
AUGCCCUCUCCCAUGACCGCCAUCGGGGGACGCGACUCCGAUGGGUGGAACCAGCAUGUUGCCCCCCGCCGGCGCGGAAGGCAUGUUCGUCUCACCACGCCACCCUCCGGCGGCGAGGCCGGCGGCAGAGACAGCGCCCGCCGCGGCUCGUUCCCGAGUGUGACGCUAGACGGCGGCUGCCGCCCCUUUGGGAGCCUUCGUGGGACGCCCACGGUGGGUGCCAGCAUCACCAGGUCCGUCACCAUCAACAGCAGUAUGAGCUCUGACGAGGUGUUCGAACACCUCCGUCAGAUUGUUUCAUCGACAGUGCUGUCCGGCCUCUCGGGCCACCUGCUCCGGUUCGUGGCCCCAUCCUUGAUGGGCAACUUCGGCGAGUCAUCCGAGCGAGGAUUCAUCCUGGCUAUCUCGGCGCCUUUCAGCGAGGCUUUCGUGGGGCCCGAGAAGAAGCGCCAUUUCUCUGGACAGCAACCGUCCACCACCAACAAGGUUAUGGCGGCAAUCAGCUGCAUGUGGGUCGGACCCGUCACCUCCGAGUUCCCAGCGAUCCUCGCCAAGAACAUCUCGCCGUACAGGAGCGAGCUCCACGCCGCCGUUCGGUUGGGCCUGGCGGAGCACAUCAUCCUACCCGCUCUAAACGACGAGAUCCGAGCCAACCUGGGAGCGGAGACCGCGUCCGACCUCAUCCGCGGGGUUCGCGCUUCUCUGUACACCAUGGAUGCGGACGGGGGCAUUGUUUUGUGUGCUUCGGGAGCGAACGCCCGCCGCGUCGAGGCCUUCAUGCACGCCACCUUCGUUCGAGCGAUGAAGGCCCACCGCGCCAAUGACCGCCAUGGCCUGUCCAUGGCCGAUAUCUUCGGCGGGAACAGCCUCCGUCGCGACUUCGCCAACCAGGUUGCGACCCCGCUCGCCCUGCACGCCAUCGCGGAGCUAGAGCAUGCCCCUCUCACUGACGUGGGCGCGCCGGAGACCAUCGCCUGUCGAGCUGUGAGGCAGGUGAGGAGCUGGUUCAAGCUACAGACCGGCGGAUUCGGAGCGAAGAACCAGAGGGCGUUCCAAGAAGCGUGA